AUGGCGCCGCCUAUCGAACUGUUUCAUCCGGUUUUUGCUCGGUUUCGCGCUAAGCUUGCGGAUACAGAGGUUGUCCCCGAAGCUAUCGUCCGUGAUACCGUGAGCCUCAUGCGCUCCAUGUCUGCUAUCCGGGCAUCCGAACAACCACAGGGUCGGACGAUGCUGUCCGAAAUUCUUAAGCAACCUUUCCUCCGGGCCGUUGACUUGGAUUCGAGUACGUCGACAGACCACAUCGCUUUAUGUGGAGAGACGACUGUUGAUGAAAUGGCUGCGGUCGUCAUCUUAGAGGAGGAGGAUGAACUUGGAGCGGGCGGAUCAGAGCCCUCUGUCCGCGGUUCCUUCUCCUACAUGAAGUUUUGGGCUGAUGGAACUCGUCGGAAAAUUCGUGAAGGCUCCUGUUGUCCCUCAUUCAUUGUCGGAUUAGCAGGACCGUGGCUGGUAAUAGCAGGAGCUGUGUUUACGAGCCAGAUCAUUGUCCAGCGUCUUACGGACUAUGUGUGGCUCGGUAAUAGUCGUGUUAAUGACGAUGACCACAUUCUUCGCGUUGCUCGUAUUCUCUACUCCCUCCAGGGUUCUAUCGAGGAGCUUCGAAAGUACUACGAAGACCUGAAACCCCAGCCUCUCGAAGCGAACAAACCUCAUCCUCGUUUUUUCCCCUCCGUCACCCCUUAUCGAUCUAAUAACGAGGACAUCGGAUUCACAUACAUUUCACCAUUGGAUUUGGAUGAAAUGUGUGUGACGUUUUUAGCGACCUUGGAUGUGGAGCAGGGGGAGAGGAAGGUCGUGGUCAAGUUUGUCGAGCGGUAUGGUGAAGAGGCGCAUAGACUUUUGGCGGGGCUUGGGCUGGCGCCGGAGAUUCUCUAUGUUGGACCAAUUGGCGGGUCGUAUAGCAAGCUGCGGAUGGUCGUUAUGGAGCAUGUCCAAGGUCGAACGCUCGUGGCUGAAUAUCGUGAUGGACCCAUACCGGAGGACGUCAAGAAGGCUGUCAAGGAGGGUCUGGACGCGCUUCAUAAUGAAGACUUGGUUUAUGGGGAUCUUCGUAGGCAGAAUAUCAUGAUUUGCAAAGGGCUCAAGUUUAUCGAUUUUGACUGGGCGGGGAAGGUUGGGGAGGUCAGGUAUCCUCUUCAUUUAGCUUCUUGUAUAUCCGAGUAUGAUCUUAUACUGAAAGAACAUGAUAUGAAGAUGUUUGAUGAUUUGUAA
Desarmillaria tabescens is the source of this 1200-nucleotide messenger RNA. RefSeq lists its product as uncharacterized. The transcript is spliced from 4 exons. Bases 1 to 1200 code for a protein of 399 amino acids. NCBI's taxonomy places the organism in Eukaryota, Fungi, Basidiomycota, Agaricomycetes, Agaricales, Physalacriaceae. Gene Ontology annotation, biological process: protein phosphorylation. Gene Ontology annotation, molecular function: protein kinase activity. The record is from RefSeq and is a predicted model, not a curated record.